AUGCUGCUAGAUAGAUUUGUCUCAGUGUGCAUUUCUGCCCUUUUAUUGGCCACCACUGCAUUGGCUGCUACUCGUGAAGAAUUGGCUAUCAAGGCUCAAAAAUCAUCAAAUGGUAUCAUCGAACUGGAUGACUAUAGUUUCAAAGACACGCUGGAAGGUCCUCGUGACUUCUACUUGAUCGCUCUAUUGACUUGUACUGAACCAGGUGUUGGUUGUACCGCUUGUUUUGAAUUUAACCCAGUCUUUGAAACAAUUGCUAGUUCAUGGAUUCAUGAUCACCCAGAAGGUAUUUCUUUGGAAGAUCCUUCAAAGGCUCUAUAUUUCGCUAAGGCUGAUUUGAGUGACGCUUCUGCUGUGCCAGAAAUUUUCAAAUUCUAUAAUAUUGAGCGUGUUCCAAGAUUAAUGUUCUUCACUCCAGGUGGUGAUAUCAAUGAUUAUCAUUUAUUGAAUUUACCACAACAAAAGGCUAAUGCCGGUGCCAGUGAAUUCAUUGCCAAUUUGAAGAUUGCCGUAGGAAUCAACGACUACCAAGUCUAUGAACCUCGUGAUUGGUCUACUGUCAUAAUUACUGCAUUCUCUACUUUCGUUAUCAUUUAUUUAUUAAGAAAACAUAGUAAGAUUGUCACUGCUGUCAUUUCUUCCAAAUACGUUUGGGGUGUUCUAUGUUGUGCUUUCAUCACUUUGAUGUCAGGUGGUUACAUGUACAAUAAGAUGAGAGGUACUCCAUUGGCUGGUACCGAUAACAACGGUGGUGUCGUAUAUUUCUGGCCAAAUGAAUUCCAAAAUCAAUAUGGUAUUGAAUCACAAAUCGUGUCUGUAUUGUAUGGUGCACUAUCUAUAUUGUUUUUGGCAUUGGUCCUGGGAAUUCCAAACUUAUCCUCUUUCUAUAAAGGAUCUGCUAGUGGAACUAUGAUCGUUACUGUCAUUUGUGCUGUAUUGGUCGUCGUCAUCUAUGUUUUGUUCGCUGGAUUGACUAGUCUAUUCGGUAUUAAAUCUGCAAGAUAUCCUUUUGAACUAAUAAAGUUAAGUUCUUUAAUGUCAUAA
Messenger RNA from Maudiozyma barnettii, 1044 nucleotides. RefSeq names its product dolichyl-diphosphooligosaccharide--protein glycotransferase OST3 (gene OST3). Lineage: Eukaryota; Fungi; Ascomycota; Saccharomycetes; Saccharomycetales; Saccharomycetaceae. Gene Ontology annotation, cellular component: oligosaccharyltransferase complex. Bases 1 to 1044 code for a protein of 347 amino acids. The transcript has a single exon. The record is from RefSeq and is a predicted model, not a curated record.